This is a messenger RNA of Strongylus vulgaris, 1596 nucleotides long. Lineage: Eukaryota; Metazoa; Nematoda; Chromadorea; Rhabditida; Strongylidae. The record is from the annotation of a GenBank genome assembly.
AUGACGAUUUGCUUGGAUCAGCAACUGCAGAUGAUCGAGGAGUUUUCUGCGUUCGAGGUCACCGAUAUUGAACCUUACAUCUAUAUUGAACAUAACUGUGGCUAUGAAGGCCUAGAUCAGAAGCAUUACUUCAUUCGCGCAGUUCCUCCAGAAUUUAUUGUUGAAGGAAACUUUUCAAAAAAAACUUAUCACAUGGGUGAUAUAGAGCUUCUCACAAAAGAAGCACCCGUACAGCAUUAUCAACGUCGUUUGAUUAUUCAUCCGGAUGCAUCAUCUGGAAAACUGUCGCUACACCAACAAGUAGUCGUCACUGGAGGAACUUUGGCUUACAACAAAACAGAACUUGAAAAGCAAGCGUGGGAAGAUCUUAUGCGCAGAAUGUCUACGCCUAUUCCUCCUUUGCCAAUUGGUGGAGAAGUCCGCGAAGAAACUCAUUACACUGAAAAUCGUGUCGAAGCCUAUGAACACAAAGAGACUCAUGAAGAAAUUCAUGAAGGAGUCCCUCCAGAGAGAGCUGAUGAAGAGAAGGAGCGAGAGCGAGAAGAGGAACAACGAAGAAGAGAGGAAGAGGAAAGGAUUAGAGAGGAACAGAGGAGAAUCGAGGAGGAACGCAGGGUGGAAGAACAAAGAAGACUGGAUGAAGUACAUAGGUUGGAGGAGCAAAGACGGAUAGAGGAAGAAAGGCUUUUAGAAGAGCAAAGAAGGAUGGAUGAGAAGCGAAGAUUGGAGGAGCAAAGGCGGUUGGAGGAGGAAAGAAGGUUAGAAGAGGAAAGGCGUUUAGAGGAGGAAAGAAGGUUAGAAGAGGAAAGGCGUUUAGAGGAGGAAAGAAGGUUAGAAGAGGAAAGGAGGUUAGAGGAGGAAAGGAGAUUAGAGGAGCAAAGAAGGUUAGAUGAAGAGAGACGAUUGGAGGAGCAGAGAAGGCUGGAUGAAGCUAGGAAACUUGAAGAAGCUCGUUUGAAAGAACAGGAGGAGCAACGUCGCUUAAAAGAGGAAGGACCCAAACCAAAGGGGCUUCCGAAAAUAAAUCAUUUUAAGGAGGAAAAAGAGCGAGAAGAAGAAGAAGAGCGUUUGAAGGAAACCCAAAUCAGACAGGAAGAGGAGAGAAUAAAGUUAGAAGAUGAAAGAAGGCGGCUAGAGGAGGAAAGAAUCUUGGCUGAGGAAAAACGAUUGAAGCAGGAGGAAGAAUUGCGAAGAGAGGAAGACAGGCGAUAUGAAGAGCUUCGACGCAAGGAGGACGAGUUAAGAAGAGAGGAAGAGAGAAUUCGAGAAGAAGAAAGAAGAAAGGAAGAAGAGUUGCGACGAGAAGAGGAACGCCGGAGAGAAGAAGACUACAGAAAGGAGAUCGAGGCAAGGAGAGAGGAGCAUAGACGGCGGCUGGAAGAGUUCAAAAAAUUGGAAGAACAGAGGAAGCUUGAGAUUGCAAAACUCGAGUUGGAACGAAAAACGUGGAUGGAUAAGAUACGAGAACUUGAGGAAGGGCAGAAGAAAAAGCAACUAAUACAGGUGAUCUGCUCACGCGAUAAUGUCAUUCGAACAACGGCUAUCCGUGAAUACACAGAAGGCGAAGAUCCUUGUGAAAUUUUUACAAAAACUUAG